UCCCAUAAAUACUGUUCCUCACUGACUUCAUUGUGCUCCGCCUCCUCCUCGGCGUCCGAACCCAAACCAAGAAACCGUUCUUGACCUCUGGCUCCUCAUCCACCACGGCGGCGGCUGCGGCGAAGAUCAUGUAAAGCUCGUCGGACCGUCUCAGAUCCUUUCGUGGCGCUGCUCGUUUCGGGUUCUGCAGCUAUUUUUUUUCUUGUAGAUUCCGGUCGGAUGGAAGGCGGUGACGGCCCCGGAUUCGACAGCGCGCCCAUGAAGAGGCGCCGAAGCAGCGGGGCGAGGCGGCCGAGGCAGGACGGCGGUCCGGCCGCGGAGCCGCGGGACAACACCUCGCCUUCGUCGUCGUCGAUGUCGCCGAGGAGCGGCUCAAGGAGGCUGUUGCCUUUGGAUGAGAACGCCGCCGGUCCCGACGGAGGGCUCCAGAGGCGAGAGUUUCACCUGAACGCUCCUUCGCCGGAGCGUGUGACCCAUGGGGGUAACCGGCUGCGUUCCGAGGCCGCGGGCAGUAGCUCCAGAAAGAGUGAGAGUAGCCAUGGUGCUCAUGUGUCUGAGGGGAAUCGUGGUUCGUCCUCCACCGGUGACAAAUCACGGAAGUUGAAGCUCAAGAUCAGUCGUAACGUGUUAUCGAAACCAAACCCUGAUACGUCGUCAGAUUCCAGGUCUUCGCCUGCGAAGCCUCCACGGCCAGGAGAUUCACAGCACCAGCAAAAGCAUGGUAAUCUGACUGAAGGCAGAAAAGAUCCCGAUAGGUCAACCUCUUCGCGAGACAAGAAAACCAGAAAAGAGAGGUCAAUUGAAGAAACAUUGGCUCAGGAACAACCAGCCAAAGUUCAGAGAGAACUGCCUUCAGAACCUCUCCGGAAGAGUAGGAGGAUUGCUAAGAAAUCCAUCUUGGACAGUGAGUUAGAUGAGGACUAUGAUACAAGUAACCUUGAAAAUCUUGGAACUCCUGAAGACAUGGAGGGUCACAAUCGUGGGCAUAAAAACAAAGUAGAAAGUAGCUCUAAGAAGAAUGCCUCGAAGAGAGUGAAAAAUAUGAGCAAGGUAUAUGAGGUCGAUAAUGAUUUUUUUACUUCCAGAUCUAGUAGAGAUGGCAAGAAAAGGUCAAGAGAAUCAACGGAUGGUGAUAAUACUGAAGAGGAACCUACCUCUGAUAGCGAACUUGAUGCCGAAAACAAGAAGCAAAAACCAGUCAAUGAAUCACCCGCCAAUGUUAGAAGUGAACCUCUCACAACACGUCGCCGUGCCCUUCAAUCAUGGAUGGAUGGGAGCAGCAAUAGCACUGUUGAGUUUCCUGAUGGUUUACCUCCAGCUCCUUCGAGAAGUAAGAAGGACAAGCUUUCUGAAGAGGAGAUGCUUGCAAAGAAGGCCGAGGCUGCUCAGCGGCGCAAGAUGCAAGUGGAAAAAACUACUAAAGAAAGCGAGGCUGAAGCUAUAAGGAAAAUAUUGGGCCUGGACUCUGACAAGAAGAAAGAAGAGAGGAAGCAAAAGGAGCGAGAAGAGAAGGAGCGGGCUACCAGAGCACAAAACCUUGCUGCUAGCUCAAUCCGCUGGGUCAUAGGGCCCACCGGAACCGUUGUUUCAUUCCCAGAUGCAGUAGGCCUCCCCAGCAUCUUCAACUCCAAGCCUGUCAGCUAUCCUCCCCCAAGAGAGAAAUGUGCUGGGCCGUCAUGCACAAACGCUUACCGGUACAGGGACUCCAAGCUGAACCUCCCCCUCUGCAGCCUGAAGUGCUACAAAGCUGUCCAUGAGAAAGCCUGAUGGGAUUCUGGAAACAUGACGAGUUCAUCUCGCAACCAUCAAGUUCUAGCCAAUGAAUGGUUGAAAUAAGACAUGGGUGAUUUUUCCUGAUGGUGCACAUUUGUGCUUGACUUCUAAAAGAUGCAAUAAGCGCCUGUAUAAAUGUAUAACUACAUAUAGAUUUGUGUGUAGAGCUCUAGAAGAUUUUAUUUGGAGGUUAUGAUGAGAUGUACGGGAUGUUAUCCCACGAUGCCUGUGUUGCAGAUAUUAGACAUACAUUCAUGUAAUGAAAUAGCAGAAUAAAUUUGUUUUUUU
Molecule: messenger RNA, 2061 nt
Organism: Phragmites australis (common reed)
Lineage: Eukaryota; Viridiplantae; Streptophyta; Magnoliopsida; Poales; Poaceae
Exons: 7
Coding region: 220-1767 (515 amino acids)
Biological process (GO): chromatin remodeling
Cellular component (GO): Ino80 complex
Source: RefSeq, a predicted model, not a curated record